Molecule: messenger RNA, 1312 nt
Organism: Diorhabda carinulata
Lineage: Eukaryota; Metazoa; Arthropoda; Insecta; Coleoptera; Chrysomelidae
Exons: 2
Coding region: 215-535 (106 amino acids)
Source: RefSeq, a predicted model, not a curated record
AGUUCAUUUAAACUUGACAAACUAUAAACAACAUAACAUGUUUAUGUUUGAAACUUUAAAAUUAUAGAUAAAUAAUAAGAAGCAAAAUUUGUUAAAUUCAAUAUCCUUAAAAUACAAUAGAUAUUAUAAAAGUGAAUAAAAUGGAAUGUCAGUAUAAAUAUGUUUUACAAAUGCAUAUAUGACUGUAAAAAUACGCAAAUUUGAUUAAUUCACGAUGCAAUCUGAAAAUGAGCUAACGGAGGUAGAGGAAUCUAUACAAACAGCUAAUGAUAGGAUUAAAUUUCUAGAGAAGAAAUUGAAAAACCACUUCUUACCGAAACAUAAACAAAAAGAUUUCAAACGAGAACUAUCAGAUGUUAAAAAAUUAUUAGUUACACACCAACUGAAAUUAGUACAAUUAAAAACCAGAGAUAAAAAAUUGUCUGUGAUAGCUGUUAGCGCUGGAUUAAUUGUAGUGGGUAUGGUAAUUUAUAUGUUUUAUACUUUAAUAGAUGCAUUCGUUUUAAUGUGGGAUACUUUAAGUGUGGACAAUUAAAUAAGGUAAAGGGCUUCUUAUCUCGUGAAAAUAGUUUGAAAAAAUUGAAUGUUUGUUUUUAUUUCCUAAUUUUUGUUUGUUAAAUGGUAGAAUACCUAAAAAUAUUAUUUUAUGAUACAUUUCACCGUUUCUAUAGAUUUUUUUAUCAAAAACAUAAAUAAUUAGUUAUUAUUACUAAUUUUCAUUUAUAUUAUUUACAUAGAACUUUCUUUCCAUUACCGAAAUUGGUCAUUUUAUAUCUUAAUUCCUUUAUUUUUGGUUAUAGAAAAUCGAGUUUUUUCAAGUCUUUUUACAUCAUGUUUAUGAAAAAAACCAUAUGAAUAAUAAAAAUGAAAACUUGAAUUAGUUUGGGGGCUUUAAUUGUUCGAUCGAAAUCUUUUCACUAUUACUAUUUAUUAUAAACUAACUAACUGUGUUAAGCAAACGUGCCGCGCCUUCGCCGAAUUUUAGAAUUCCAUUCCAGCUGGUCAGGACCGGCUCCAGGACCCAUAUCGCGGACUUGUUCGUAACACUAUAUUAAAUAUUUUAGUGAGAUAUUUCAUAUAAUUUUUCUCGUAAAUCCACCGUAAAAAACUAAAUAAAUUCAUUGAAAUAGAAUAAUUUUUCGAUUUUCUAAACCAAAACCGUUAAAUGGUAUUAAAUUACCUCUAAAUUUAUUAUUUCUUAACUUAUUUCUAAUCAGAUUGUUGUAGUUCAAAUUUUGUUUAUAGUUAGAUAAUAUUCUAAAUUAGUAUUUAUUUAUAAUGUAAUUGUGAAAUAAAUGUCGAUUUAAACUAA